GUUACAACAAACUAUUGGUGUGAAACUGUUAUCCGAAAUUAUAAUUUGAUCCUUACUAGAUACUUGACAUAGGUAUUUUAAUAUACUUUCGGAAAACAAUGUUUCGUUGUUUAUGGACUUUAAUGGUUUUUCAUGGAGUAUGUGUGCAAAGUCUGUUACCAUUAGUUAUUCCUGAAGGAAUAAAUGAUAAAUCGUGUGUAAAGAUUUGUUCCAGGUAAUUAUUAAUAAUAAUACAAUAAAUUAAGUAAUAAGAAAGUAUCUUAUAAUUAGAGACUGGAUUUAUAUUUUCUUAUAAUGUGUUCAUUUACAAAAAUUUAAAAAUCAAAAAUGAUAGAGGAAUUUAAAAGUCUCCCACUAAUGGCUCUAACUUAUUAAAUUAAAUUUCCUGACACUUCAAAAUUGAUUAUUCUUACAAAAUAAUUUCCUUCAAAUAAUAUCGUACAAGUUAAAAAAAAAAAAAUUACUUUUUACUAAUCAUUUUUGUGGUAUUAAACAAUUGUAUUUAUAAAUUAAACCCGUCAUACUGUUAGCCUCUCUAUUAUUUUUGGGUUUUUAUAUAUUUUUUAAAUGAUUUUUCUUCAAGGCUUUUUGACGUUUUCAAGUGCUUUUUUGUGGAUUUUAAGAUCAUAUAUAAAUUCGGUCUCUACUUUUUAUUAACAUUAACAUUUUUUUUUCAUAUUCUAAACUUGUUGGUUGAAUAUUUUUUAGUAAUCAUAUUAUUGAGAUUAUAUUAAUGAAACUAGAACUUAAAUUAUCAUACAUAACCUAAUCAUGAAAUCAUAAGUAUACCUAUAACCUAACCUAUACUAUGUAUAGAUUAUAUAUCUAUAGUAUUGUUAUCUAUAAUUAGUUUUAAAAAAAAAAAAUAGCCAAAGAGAAAAUUGCAUAGAAUAGAUAAUAUGAUGAACUACAACCAACAAGGCAAAGCGUUUAUAUGUAUUAUAUGUUAAACGAUGCUUCAAUGAAAAAAUUCCCAAUGCACACACAUAAAGGAUAAAGAGGGGAUGCAUUGAUAAACGAGACAGUAAUAGCGAAUAUGUGGAAAGAGUACGGAGAAAAAGAAAACAUCGACUCACUGGUUGAAAACCAAAUUGACAACCUAAUUGAUUCAAGUGAAAAUACAGUGAUUUUAAAAUCAGAAUUUGAAAAUGUCUUUCAAACAAUGAAGAAAAACAAAGCAUCAGGUCCAGAUGAAUUAAAUACAGAACUCCUACAACAUGCAGGAGAUGAGAUAAAUAACGCUCUGUUUAAAUACGAGUAGGUAGUUAUUUAUUACCUGUAUCAAAUAAACGAGACUGUGGGAAUUCCGAGAGAUUUUUGAUGUAGUAGAUUAGUUAUCUUGCUAAAAACUCCAAGAACCAAUUAGUGCGAAAAUGUCUAGUAGGUACUUAUCCAAUUUUCUUUAACGUAUUUAUUUAGGUAUCUAUAUUGUCAUCAUGCAUACGAAUUUAAUCUGAGAUAUUUUGUAAGUAUGCAUAGUUAAAUGCAUAUUUUGCUUAUUUUAUAGAUUUGAGUACAUAUUUCCAGUUUUUUGUAUGCAUAUUUUGCCAAAUUUACCUUCCAAAAUCUAGCCCUAAUUAUAAAAAAUGAUGGGAAAUAAACAAACUAAAUUAGAAGCCAAAGGCACAUUCCUCAAAAAGAAAAAAAAAUUACUAACAUCAAAAAACUAAGAAAAAGCUAAUAAAAACACAUGUUAGAGUUUGGCACUAUACGGAAGUGAGAUGUGGACAAUAGAUAUAAAAAGAGAAGGAUGUGUUAGAUUCUCUAGAAAUGUGGUAUUGGAGAAAUAAGAAUAGAAUAAGUUGGCCUGAAAAAAGAACUAGGCAAUAAAGUCGUAUUGUAGACGAUAAAAAAAAAAAAAAAAACGAACAUUGAUAGAGAUUCUUUAAAAAAAAAGAAGAUGCCAGAUGAUAGGGCCCAUGGACGAAUUACAUAGUUUAAUGAUUAAAGAAAUGGUAGAAGGAACACGAUAAAGAGGUAGACCUAAAACGAAAUACAUUAGCCAAAUAUUGAAAGGUACAGGAGUCACUUCUUAUACAGGGAACUCAAAUAUAUGGCGAAUGAUAGUAAAAAAAUGGAAAGGGAAUUUGUUGUGAAUACAUUUGUUAAAAACCAAUUUCUGGAUAAAAAAAUAAAAACAAAAAAUACUUAGUUUUAAAUUUGUUUAACAUUUUACUACACAUACAACUAUUCUACUUUUUUUUAAGAAACUUUUUUAAAUGAUUAAUUAAUUUAAGACAAAUAUACAAUUACAGCAACAUUUAUUGUCAAGGUGAAUUGCUAGAUGACAUUCAGUCAUGUAGAUUGUUUGGGGACUCGAAAACUUUUGUUGACAUGAAAUUAAAAAAAAACGAAACAGAUAUUUUAGAAGCAUAUGCAGUACUAAAAAGUCAAACUGGAACUCCAGUCCCGCGAAACAAGAUGUUGGACUUUAUUGCAUCAAAUUUUGAAGAAUGUAAAUUACUUGAAUGGAUACCAUCGGAUUUUAAAGAGAAUCCAUUAAUUGUAGAUACAGUACAAGAUUCAAGUUAUAAGUAAAGCUAAAUAAUUAAUUAUUUAACUACAUCUGCCUUACAUUUAUGCUAAUGCAAUGUCAUUAAAAUAUUUAUUUAUUUUAUUUAAGAUCGUUCGUUAAAAGCGUAAACCAACUUUGGAAAACUUUAGCAAAAAAAGUCUCUGAUGAUGUUUACAAAAACCCGGAACUCUAUUCCGCCAUAUAUUUACCAAAUGGAUUUUUUAUAGCCGGAGAUAGAUUUAAUGAGAUAUAUUAUUGGGAUUCAUAUUGGAUCAUAAAAGGUAAAAUAAAAUACAAAUCAUAAAACAUAUUGUUUGCAUGCUAUACCCCUUACAGAAAUUCUGUUAUAAGUCGUUAAUGUCUAUAGUUAUAAAUUCAGAGCACAGCAAGGAUUUUACUAUGUGUGUUUUUUUCCUAACUUCUCUAUGAAUAAUUUUUUUUUUUAGCAAUGACUUAUCGUUGCUUAAAGAUAUACAUUAAAUUCCCCUCUAUAUCCUACAUUCCAAUUAUCUUAUUGGUAUAAAUGAUAAUAAUAUUAUUUUAUUGUCGGCUGGUAUGAAGGUGUUUUUUUUUCCAAUAUUCCGAGUAUAACUAUGAUUACCAGAUGUACGUUUUUUUGUAGGACAGUACUCUUUUUUGAUGUAUUGUCCUAUGUCCUUAACAAUCAGGACCUGAUUAACCAAUAGGCUAAAAAGGCUGCAGUCUAGGGUGCCGUUAAAUGGUAAGGGGUAGAACAGAACAAUUUUUUUUAAAUUGAUUUUUUUCAAACUUGUAUCACCUAUUUUGACCUAUUUUGGGGGAUACGGAAGUGUUUAUAAAGAGAGGACCGAGGAUUAGGUGGGUGAUGAGCAAAACAAAUGAUGAGCCAAAUCGAUCCCUGCUUACUGGUGGAAAGUUCUUUAAUCAGGUCCUAUUAACAUUAGUGUUAAGUACAUGAAAUUGUACUUUUUUUUCUGAAAAUUAUAAAUAAUAAAUAAAUAAAUAUAAAUUUGUAGGAAAAUAUUUAGGAAAAUAAAGUUUUGUAUUUAUCUAUUUAUUUAAAUGUUUACUUUUAAAAAUUAAUUUAAAUAUUUAUUCUUUAGUUACACAUACAUACUUUUAAGUUUACUUAAAAUUGCUUAAAUUUAAAAAAUAUUUUGAUCAUAAAAACACAAAUCAAACGGGUUGAUAUUAUGAUUUUUUUAUGAUACCUAAUUAGUUUUUAUAGUUGAUAAUGGAAAAAAUAAUAAUAGAGUAAUUAGAUAAAACAAAAUCACAUAAAUAGAGAUGAGCUAUGGACAAAAUGGAUAAUAUAGUAUACACAUUGGCCAAUUCUUUUAAGGAGGGGUUUUUAUUUAUAAUAGAGAACCUAAAUUUUAAAAUAUACUUUUUUUUUGGAUUUUUAUAUCUGUUUACCAUAAGUAUAACGCUUAAUUUUACGUUUAGAAAUAAUGACUAUUUAAACAUUUUUAAAUUACUGCAACUUUUUAAAAAAACGCAUCGUCUUGCCCUCCGGAACAUUGUCCUCUCUUAAUUAUAUAGUAGGUAUUACCAAAAUUAUGCAAGUUUUGUAUCGACUACGUAAAUAUGUUUUCAUAAUUCUGCAUAUAGUUGAUUUUGUUAUAUUGUCCCCGUUAGUUGGACUGAGACAGCACAUGUGGGUGUGAGAUUUUCUUAAAGAUUGUAUUUAGGUAUUUUAUAAUAAUAUUGGCAUAUGUUAAUUUAAUAAAAAUAUGAACUGUUAUGUUUUUAAAUAAUUUUUCUUUAGAAUCAUUAUUUGCAUACAUAUAUAUUUCUUUGUUCAAAAUAAUGUUCUCAUUUGUUUAGGAGCUUUGAUUUGUGGAAUGCAGGAUACUGUAAAAGGUAUAAUUGAAAAUUUUAUUUACAUGGUACAAAAAUAUGGAUGUGUAUUAAAUGGUGGUCGAAUUUACUAUUCGGGAAGAUCACAACCACCAUUUCUCCUUCAGAUGGUUGACGCUUACUACAAAUUUACUCAUGAUAGUAAUUUCGUACUAGAUAAUCUUGAGGUAUAAAAUAUAAUUAAGCUUAAUUAAUCUUUUUAAUCUGUUUGGUCUAUUAAAUUGUGUAAUUUACUUACUAACACACAUUCUGUUGUUUGCUAAUUUCUAUCUUUUUUUUUUUUUUUUAACACUAAUCGUGAUAUUCUUUAUUUUCUUAUUCAUAAUAUAAGAUAAAUUUAGCCAGGACAUAUAUAUUAUAUUGAGAUAAACAAAAAAUGUAAUAGUUUUUAAAUAGAUACUAUACGUUAUUUCCGCGUUAUGGUAUUUGCGUUCCUUUUCUUAAAAUUAUUAUGACUGGCGACCAGGGGUGUAUUCAGCUCAUCUUCCAGGGGGAGGAACGAAAUUCGGACUUUAAUUAUACUUAUAAAUUAUUAGUUAUAAAAGUAUAUGCCUAUAAACGGCAGUAUUACAGAUUAAUUUUUGUUUAUAGUGUCUAGAACAAGAAGUGAAGUUUUGGUUAACUAAAAGAUGUAUAACAGUAGAAAAAGAUGGACAAUAUUAUACAUUGGCACGAUAUAACACUCGUACUUGUGGCCCCCGUCCGGAGUCCUAUUAGUAAUUGCCUACAUAUAAGAUAUAAAUAAAUAAUGUGUCUAUUAAUAAUUUAGUAAUAUCAGUAGGUUAUAAAAUAUAAUAUACAAAAGUUAAAAAAAAUAUUUUCUAACCCCUUACACAUUAGUAAAUUUUCAUGGGACAUUCUAUAAUUUUGUAACAUUGGAUAUUAUUUAAAUGUAUUUUAUUUCAAGUGAAGAUAAGAAUUUAGCACAACCACUAAAUACAUUACUAGAUAAAAAUGAUCUUUAUGCAAGAAUAAAAUCAGCUGCAGAAUCUGGAAUGGAUUUCUCAACCAAACAUUUUAAUAAUAACGGAUCAAAUACCGGUAAAACAAAAAAUAGCAAUAUAAUAGUUAAAACUAACAAACUGUUAAAAAAUAUUGUUAUUUACAUUUUUAAUAUAAAAUUAUAUUUCAGGGACCUUAAUAAACACCGAUCCUCAAAAUUUUUUUUACGUUGAAUUGAACUCUAUAUUACAAUCAAAUUGUGAAAUCUUAUCAAAGUUUUUCUUUAUGAAAGGCGAUCAACUUAAGGCUGACAAAUAUAAUCUUUAUGGUACACGUUUCCAAAGAGGAAUAGAUAAUGUGAGUAAUAUUUUUAGUAUAUGUUUUGUUAUAUUCAUAUUUACAUAUUAUUAUGUUCCAUAAUAAUAGAAGUGACUAUGUAUAAAUUGUUACUUAUCAAUCAUCAUAAAUAUUAUAUGUAGGUACCUAUUGUAUAUAAAAUAACAUAUUGAAAUUAUUAUAUAUAUUUGUUUUUGGUGUAGUUAUUGUGGAAUGAGGAAGAAGGUAUUUGGUUGGAUUACGAUAUAACGACUAAGAAAAGUCGUAAUUACUUUUAUGGAACGAAUUUCGUACCUUUGUUUACUGGUAGCUAUCUGAAAGAUAAGAGCGACUAUUACGGCGAUAGAGCAAUUCAAUAUUUAAUUAAAAAUAAAAUAAUAAACGAUAACUUGAAACUGAAUUGUGUAUUUUGUAAGUCAAAUCUGUAAUUUAUAUUCAUUCAUGAUUUCUGAUGUAUUCAAAUAUUAAAUACACACUAACUGCUUAACAAAAAAACAAUAUUGCCCACUUUACGUCACGAUUAAAGAUAUAGGUAUCUUUAUAUCUUUAAUCGUGAUAUAUAUUUUUAAUGGUUUCGUUGUACUUGUUACCGAUUUUACUGACUACCUUUCAGAAGUUUUUUAACUUAUAUACAACGUAAUUUUUUAAACAUAUUCACCCCAUUUGUAUUGCUAAAUUAUGCAUACAUUCGAAUCUUAAUUUUAAAGUAUUUCUUAAAGUAGAGACAUCCCAGAUAUAAAGGGGGUGGGGGAUGACAUCCGUUAUGAAUUUUCCAGUUGGUACAUAUUUCAUAUUCAACCGACUAUCUGGCAAUUUAAUGAUACAUUAAAAUAAUUUUAUUAUUAGAUUAAAAAAAAAAAUUAGUUGAUAUUGAGAUGGGUGCAGCCACUGUUCUAGAUGGGAAGUUGGGAACAUAUAGUUAUUUAAUUUAUAUCUGUACGCUACGGUGACCCAUUGUCCAUUGCUAACGAGAAAAUGAUGAAGAGCGAUGUUCGGUAAGACAUAUUUUGUAAUGCCAUCAUUUUUACGAUUUCCGGCAGUCAAAAUUUGAUUUUAAAAUGCUUAUGACAAAAAAAAAAACUAAUGCAUUAAACUCUAAACUACUUGUUUUUUAGACCACUUAGUACAACUUAUACCUUGAAUUAAAUUUUCAAGCAUUUUGCUCAGGUCAUAUAAUUUUAAUAGAUACCUACCAAAUAAAAUAUGAAAAUAUGUUAUUCUUGAAAUUUAGACAAAGAUUUUAGGUAAAAAAAUCUAAUAAUACUAAUUUUAAAUAAUUAAAUCGUUGGGCUGUAAUUUGAAAAAAAAAUCGAUUUUUUAUGUCUUUCGGUUUUUCCCAAUUAUCUCGAAAACUACUUUUAGAUAGGUACCUAUAAAAAAAUAAUUUCCUCUGUCAGUAGCUAGAUAUUAAAUAAAAAAAAAUCGAUCAUUUCUAAUUUUUCAACUGUAGUAAAGUUUCUGAAAGAAAAAUAUUUUGCAAAAAUUAAAACCAAUAACAUUAUUAGGUAAUGCUAUGGUGCGCCGUAAAUAUUUGCCGCUUUACUUAUAAUUUCCUUACCGGGUUUUACCAAUUAUUUUGAAAAUCUCUUAGAAAAUCAAAAAAUUACCUCUUCAAUUCACUAACUACACAAAAUGACCGUUCAGAAAAAGUACUGUUGUACACUCUAUACAUAGGAGUAAAAUUUCUGAUGGAAAACUUAUUUAUACAGAUAGAAAAAAAAAUACAAGAACACACAUUAUUGUAAAACAAAAAAAAUAUCUUUUUUGUUAUAACUAUUAUGUAAUAAAGUUAUUAAUAUAUAAUUAUGACAUUAAAAUGUACUUUUAGGUUUUUAUACUUCCCAACUGCCUCUAUUGCUAAGUUUUGACUAAACAACCAAAAUAUUUUCUCCCGCUUUGUUUGUUAAUUGUUAUAAAUCUAAAAAUAAAAUAAUAAUAUUAUAUAAUAUUAUAUUCGAUAUUCCUAUCUUGAUAUUAAUCAUGGUUCGAGUGGAGCGGACAAAUUUUUAAAUUCGGAAAAUGUAUGAAUUUAACACCCACAUGAUUUGUUUUUCGGGACGGCCCUGCAUGGAUAUUUUCGAGUACGAGAUUUUUAACAACAUUUAAAGAGUAUCCUGUUGCGAUACCAAUUUGGAUUUUCCAAAUGAGAAUCUGCAUGUUUUAAUACAUAUUUUGAAUAGGAUAAUUUUGACAUAUUAUAAUCAAAGUUGAACGAAAAGUUUCUGAACUAUUCAACUUUAAAUACUAAGGAUAACAAUCUAAUAAAUACAUUGUAAAUGGGUACGAAUUUAGUAAUAUUGAUGAUUGAUCUAUAUCUGUAAUAUUAAAAAUAGUCUCAGUAUACUUGAUUAAGUAGAAUAAAACAAACAAAAAUUUUUUAUUGCACACCUACCUAAAUAUAAUUACCAAACUCGUACUUACCCAUUUGCAAUGUAUUUAACCGAUUGUUAGCUUUUGGUAUAUAAAGUAGAAUACCUCAGAAACUUUUCAUUUAAAUUUCGAUUGCAAUAUAUCAGAAUUUUUAGAAAAACCAUCUGUUUAACAAUUUGCAAUAAAACACGUAGAUUCCUAUUUGAAAAAUCAAAGUUGAUAUUGCCACAAGAUAUUGCUUAAAUGAUUGUCUUUAUAAUUAUACUUGAAAAUUCCAAAAAUCAAAAUUUGAUGAUAAAAGAUAAAUCUAUUCAUACAAUUGGGAUGAGUAUGCUUAAAUAAUAAAUCACGCUGUCCACCUAUAUAGUAAUACUCCUGAUUGAUUGAAGAAACUAAGGUUAAAUAAAUAAUUGCAGGUGUUCCAACGUCGCUGUAUGAAAGUUCUCAACAGUGGGACUAUCCAAAUUGUUGGCCACCACUACAAUCAAUGCUUAUUUUUGGAUUAGAUAGUACUACAAGCGAAAAGGCAAAAAUGUGUGCCUUUAAUUUAGCUGAUGCUUGGAUAAAGACAAAUUAUGCGGGUUUUCAAAAAACCGGUUACAUGUUUGAAAAGGUUAAAUAAUUUAUUUAUCAAUCUUCUUCUCUUUCGACUUCAUUUCAAAUAUUUGGAGUCAGACACUGUUGUUCUAACCUUGUACUUUUCAAAUCAUCCUCGUAUACACCAGCCAUCCUCAUAUUAUCAUUAUCCAUUAUCAAUCACGUCCAGCCCAGACCUGUAGGCAGUCCAAAUCAUCAGGUGGGGCAAACCAAAUUUUAGGAGGACUUUAGAAAAAAGCAAUGUUAUUAUAUAUACACAUUUAAUACUUGUUAGGAGGGGGCAAUUAGAAGAGAUUAGAUCCAGGGGAGGGGAAAUGUUCCCUUUCCUCCCCGUGGCUACGGGACUCCACUACCUCUUUUUCGGUCUUCCUCUUCCUCCUCACUACUUAUGCCAAGCCCAAAUCAUGUUUGUGCAUUUUCUCUAAAUUAAUAAUUAAUCAAAUUAUUCUCUUUUUCAUAUCCCCCAUCAUUCAUUUACACGACCCUUUUGUGUUCACUUUUAUAGGUACAUCAUACGUUUAAACAUAUUAUAAUUAUUACAUACUAUGGUAACAAAAAAUUAUUUCAGUAUGAAUAAAACAAUACUAAUAAUUAAUUAAUUAAUUAAUUUUUUUUUUUUUUUUUUUUUUGUAAACUAAUUUGUAUAUAUAUAUAUAAGUAUUUUACUUCGGUAUUCCAAUAAUCAUUUUAUCAUUUUAAUUAAUAUAAUUAUAUUAUCUUUCCAAAUAGUAUAAACAUAAACAAAUAAUAAGUAAAACAAAAUUAUAUAUUACAUAAAUGGUAGUAUAGACUAUGUUUUAAAUAAAAUAAUUUUCUUUUGGUAACAAAGGUAGGAUAACUAAUUAAACUACUUCCUAGUUGCUAUUUAAAUAUUAAUUUAAUUGGUCAGAUAUUUUUGCAUAAAUUAAAAAUAUGUUUUGAGUAUUCCUGAGGACCUGCCAUAAUAAUAUGUUGGUAGUAUUUCAAAUAAUUUUUUGUUUACAGUACAGUGCUAUAUCAUUUGGCACAAGUGGCGACGGAGGUGAAUAUAAACCACAAAAAGGAUUUGGAUGGACAAAUGGAGUGGUAUUUGAAAUUUUUAAUAGAUGGGGAAAUGAAUUAAAAUGUUAAAUUAUAAAUACCUUUAUAUAGGUACUUAAAAUCAAUUCAUUGUGAUUUAUACAUAAAUUUACUUGAAUGUGCUUAUAUUUAAUUAAAGUGAUUUAAGUAUUAUUAUUACAUAUUAUGUUUUUAUCAUUUAUGUUGAC
This is a messenger RNA of Cinara cedri, 9846 nucleotides long. NCBI's taxonomy places the organism in Eukaryota, Metazoa, Arthropoda, Insecta, Hemiptera, Aphididae. The record is from the annotation of a GenBank genome assembly.